AUGUCUUCCUCCUCAGCUCUCAACUACCCUCUCCUCUCCAUUCCUGCCUACUACGUCUUCUCCCUCCUCCCACACAUGUACGCAACCAGCAUCCUCGGCGCCAACGGCUACCAGUUCAACAAUGCGAACCCCAAAGCCUCACUCUCGCCUUCCUCAGUCCAGGGCAAGGUCCCCGAUGCCGUCUUCCAGAAGUACCAACGAGCCGAGAAUGCUCAGUCAAACAACAUGGAGCAGAUGCCGUUCUAUAUCGCUGCUGUACUGGCAAGCAUCAUGGCUGAGCGAGCCACCGUCAGAGGACAGACAGGUACUUCGGACACUGGACUGACGAGCUUCGUGGCUACCUUUUUCGCGAUCAGGGCUGCAUAUAACAUCUUGUAUAUUCAGGUCAGCGACCACUCUGUCAGCUUCCUGCGCAGUGGUGCGUGGGCUGCUGGAAUGGGAGUGAUGGGCUAUCAGAUCUACAAGGCGGCUCAGAUCUUGGGACAGUAG
Messenger RNA from Lithohypha guttulata, 489 nucleotides. RefSeq lists its product as uncharacterized. The coding region runs from base 1 to 489 and encodes 162 amino acids. Gene Ontology annotation, cellular component: membrane. The transcript has a single exon. Lineage: Eukaryota; Fungi; Ascomycota; Eurotiomycetes; Chaetothyriales; Trichomeriaceae. The record is from RefSeq and is a predicted model, not a curated record.